Ipomoea nil (Japanese morning glory) is the source of this 2931-nucleotide messenger RNA. RefSeq lists its product as uncharacterized. The coding region runs from base 1 to 2931 and encodes 976 amino acids. The transcript has 3 exons. The record is from RefSeq and is a predicted model, not a curated record. Gene Ontology annotation, biological process: DNA integration. Gene Ontology annotation, molecular function: nucleic acid binding. Lineage: Eukaryota; Viridiplantae; Streptophyta; Magnoliopsida; Solanales; Convolvulaceae.
AUGAAUUUAAAAGAAAUUGUUAAAUCCCUUGCUACUAACACUUUACAGUUUCAGCAGGAAACACAACAAUUUCAACAAGAAACAAGAGCUAGUAUUCAAGAAACGAAGGCUAGUAUUCAGAACUUGGAAAGGCAGAUGGGUCAACUAGCGACUACGGUAAGUCGGUUGGAAUCACAGAGUUCUGGCAAACUACCCUCGCAAACGGUGGUUAAUCCAAGAGAAAAUGCAAGUGCAAUUGUGUUGAGAAGUGGUAAGGAAAUUGAAGGGCCUGCGGUUGCUACCCCAUCAGUGAACCAAGAAAAAGAGGGAACUAACAACAAUGAAAAAUCUCAAGGUAAGUCUCCCAACCCUACUGAUUAUGAACCAGUUCCCCCAUUCCCCCAAGCUUUGUUAGAAUCUAUAAAAGGAAUGAAAGAUGAAGAGUUAUAUGAAACUUUCAAAAAUUGUGAAGUGAAUAUUCCAUUACUUGAUGCAAUAAAACAAGUUCCUAGAUAUGCUAAAUUCUUAAAGGAGUUGUGUACAACAAAAAGGACACAAAAGUCAAAAAAAGGUGAGAAAGUGCUAAUGGGUAAGAAUGAAGGAGCAAAACCAUCUCGUCAACCACAAAGAAGGCUAAACCCGCCCAUGAUGGAAGUAGUCAAGGAAGAGGUCCUCAAACUCCUUGGAGCUGGGAUAAUCUAUCCUAUUUCAGAUAGCAAAUGGGUUAGCCCAACUCAAGUGGUUCCUAAGAAAACAGGGAUUACAGUUGUCAGAAAUCAAAAUAAUGAACUUGUCCCCACUCGUAUUCAAAAUGGGUGGCGAGUUUGUAUAGACUAUAGGAAGUUGAAUGCUGUUACAAGAAAAGAUCACUUCCCUUUACCAUUUAUUGACCAAAUGCUAGAAAGGUUGGCCGGUCGCUCUUAUUUUUGUUUUCUUGAUGGUUAUUCAGGUUAUUUCCAGAUUCCAAUCGCUCCGGAAGACCAGGAAAAGACGACUUUUACAUGUCCCUUCGGCACUUUUGCAUAUCGACGCAUGCCGUUUGGCCUCUGUAAUGCCCCGGGUACCUUUCAGAGGUGUAUGGUUAGCAUAUUUUCUGAUUAUGUUGGGCAUAUGAUUGAAGUUUUCAUGGAUGAUUUUACAGUUUAUGGCGACUCUUUUGACUCCUGCUUACAUAACCUUUCACUUAUUUUGAAAAGAUGCAUAGAGAGUAAUCUUGUGUUAAAUUCUGAAAAAUGUCAUUUUAUGGUUAACCAAGGUAAUGUUUUGGGGCAUGUUAUUUCAUCUAGUGGGAUUGAGGUUGAUAAAGCCAAAGUUGAUAUUAUAGAGUCUCUGCCUUAUCCUACUACUGUGCGGGAAGUCCGCUCUUUUCUUGGACAUGCAGGUUUUUACCGAAGGUUUAUCAAAGACUUCUCGAAAAUAGCACUACCUUUAUGCAAAUUGUUGCAGAAAGAGACAUCCUUUGAGUUUGACAAAAAGUGUAAGGGAGCAUUUGACGAAUUGAAGGAGUUGUUGACGUCUGCGCCGAUCAUUCAGCCACCUAACUGGAACUACCCAUUUGAGAUUAUGUGUGAUGCAAGUGAUCACGCAGUAGGGGCUGUGUUGGGCCAAAAGAUCGGGAAAUCAUCCCAUGUUAUUUAUUAUGCUUCUAGGACUUUAAAUGAUGCUCAGAAAAACUAUUCUACUACAGAAAAAGAACUUUUAGCCAUUGUUUUUGCUUUAGAAAAAUUUAGGUCCUAUUUGCUUGGCACCAAAGUUAUCGUUUAUUCUGACCAUGCAGCUCUUCGCUACUUGAUGAAAAAGCAGGAAGCCAAACCAAGAUUGAUAAGAUGGAUUCUCCUCUUAAGUGAGUUUGAUGUGGAGAUCAAAGAUAAGAAGGGGUCAGAGAAUCUUGUGGCCGAUCAUUUGAGUCGGUUGGUACACAUUGAACCUGAACCUCCGCUGCAAGAAGCAUUCCCUGAUGAGCACUUAUUGGCUGCGACUGUGGUUUUACCUUGGUAUGCUAAUGUAGUCAACUUUUUGGUUGCCAACAAGUUUCCUCAUAAUUCGUUUAAAGCCCAAAAAGAUAAAAUCAGGAGUAACGCCAAGUACUAUGUAUGGGAUGAACCGUACCUCUGGAAACAUUGUGCUGACCCGUGGGUAGAAGCUAGAGCUACCAGGACUGAUGACUCUAAAGCUGUUGCAGAUUUUAUCAAAUCUAACAUCUUUUCCAGGUUUGGCAUUCCAAGAGCUAUAAUAAGUGAUCAGGGUACUCACUUUUGUAAUCGCACCAUCGAAGCAUUGCUUAAGAAGUACCAUGUCACCCAUAAGGUGUCAACUGCCUACCACCCACAGACUAAUGGGCAGGCAGAGGUGUCCAACCGAGAGGUGAAGUCAAUCCUUGAGAAAACAGUCAACCCAAACAGAAAGGAUUGGAGUUUGCGAUUAGAUGAUGCAUUGUGGGCGUAUAGAACCGCAUACAAAACACCUAUUGGUAUGUCCCCUUAUCGCAUUCUGUUUGGGAAAGCUUGUCACCUUCCCGUUGAGUUGGAGCACAGAGCCUAUUGGGCUGUCAAGAGCUUUAAUAUGAACAUUGAUGAAAGUGGCCUACACCGGAAGUUGCAACUUUCUGAGUUGGAGGAGAUUCGCAAUGAGGCCUACGGGAAUUCAAGAAUCUACAAAGAAAAGACAAAAGCUUUCCAUGACAAGAUGCUUUUGAGAAAGGAAUUUUCAAUUGGACAAAAAGUCCUCCUCUUCCAGUCACGUCUUCGGCUAUUCCCAGGUAAGUUACGUUCUCGUUGGGUUGGUCCAUUUAUUAUCACUAAUAUUUUUCCUCAUGGGGCGAUAGAGAUUCAAAGUUUACAGACUUCAAAGAUAUUCAAGGUUAGUGGCCAUCGGCUUAAACCUUACCAUGAAGGGGCUCAAGUUGAAUAUAUUGCCGACAUACUUCUUGAAGAUCCCAGCUAUUUUGAAUAA